AUGGUGCCCUUUGCCGGUUACUCGAUGCCGCUGCUGUACCCUGGUAUCCAGACGCACGUUGAGUCCCACAGGUGGGUGCGGCAGCACGCGGGUCUCUUUGACGUCUCGCAUAUGUUACAGAGUAAGUUGACCGGGACGGGCGCGGUGAAACUGCUAGAUAAGAUCACUCCGACUGACUUCACUCAAUUGCAACCUUGUAGUGGGUCGCUUUCUGUGCUGUUGAACAAGCAAGGUGGUGUGAUCGACGAUCUGAUGGUGUUCAGGGAGCCCGAGGGCUUUCCGGGGGACGGGUUUUACAUGGUGACGAACGCUUCAAGGGCGAAGGAGGACUCUGAGUUCAUCAGGAACGAAUUGAACGAGUUGCCCGAGAAUGCACGGAUCCAGUGGGAGUCCAUUGAGGGGACCGCGCUGAUAGCGCUACAGGGUCCCUCCUCUGCGGCAGUGUUGGAGUCCCUGGUCGCCGAUCCUGCGGACUUGAAGAAGCUCACGUUCGGGACGCGCGACUAUGUGCACUUAGCCGAUGGUACCCGCGUUGGUGUCAUGAGAGGUGGGUACACGGGCGAGGACGGUUUCGAGAUCGCUGUCCCCGGUGCAUCUGCGGAGAAAUUCGCGGAGCAACUGUUGUCGAAUAAUGAGGUGAAGCCGAUCGGGCUUGCUGCGAGAGACAGUCUGCGGCUCGAGGCCGGUCUAUGCCUGUACGGCAACGAACUGGACACGGCAACGACCCCAGUGGAGGCGAACUUGAAGUGGGUUAUCUCCAAGACGCGGAGAAGCGAUGCGGACAAGUCACGGUCGGUGUUCAACGGGUACGCUAAGAUUAUGGACCAACUGCAGAACAAGACCCACGGGAGAGUGCGCGUUGGGUUCCAGUACUUGGAGACAACACCUGCUCCAGCGGCCCGUACGGGGGACCGCAUCCUGGACGCGACUUCAGGUGAGCAAGUGGGCACGGUCACCUCGGGCAGCGUCUCGCCCUCGCUCAGCGACGAGGCCACAAAACGCACGGUCAAUAUCGGCCAGGCGUACGUCGCCCAGGGUCACCACAAGGCGGGCACGGGUCUCGUCGUCGAGGUCCGCCGCAAACGGUUCCCGAUCACCGUCGCAAAACUACCCCUCGUCCCAACCCACUACUACCGCGGGUGA
Huiozyma naganishii CBS 8797 is the source of this 1143-nucleotide messenger RNA. It is a transcript of the gene GCV1, whose product is annotated as glycine decarboxylase subunit T. The transcript has a single exon. Gene Ontology annotation, biological process: glycine catabolic process. The record is from RefSeq and is a predicted model, not a curated record. Gene Ontology annotation, molecular function: aminomethyltransferase activity; protein binding. Lineage: Eukaryota; Fungi; Ascomycota; Saccharomycetes; Saccharomycetales; Saccharomycetaceae. Gene Ontology annotation, cellular component: mitochondrion. The coding region runs from base 1 to 1143 and encodes 380 amino acids.